AUGACCCAGUUUCACAACCCAGUUUUCCGUACCGGAGCCUAUAUUGUCUUCGCUGUCUUAAUGUGGGUGGCAGUUGGCGCUGGUCACAGGGGUGUACAGACUGUUUCCGCUCUGUUGUUGACUUUUGCUGCUCUCUGCUAUGGAUUCGCUGCAUUCCGUGGUCAGACUCCUGCCUCCAGCACCAUCACUGGUGGCACAGGUGUCUCCACUAUUGUAUAA
This is a messenger RNA of Lobosporangium transversale, 219 nucleotides long. RefSeq lists its product as hypothetical. Lineage: Eukaryota; Fungi; Mortierellomycota; Mortierellomycetes; Mortierellales; Mortierellaceae. The record is from RefSeq and is a predicted model, not a curated record. The transcript is spliced from 2 exons. The coding region runs from base 1 to 219 and encodes 72 amino acids.